AUGGCUUCUUCUCUAUUUAAAUUAUCUUCCGUGUUAGUAAACUCGUCAAAAAAUCUACGAUGUGUCGUUCGUUUGAUGGAAAAGAGAGAUUUCUCCACAACAAAUGUUACCGCGAGGAAGGAACGUGACACAAUGGGGGAACUUGACGUCCCCGACGACAAAUUGUAUGGCGCGCAAACUGUUCGGUCUAUUAUGAACUUCCCUAUUGGCGGUAUUGAAGAACGGAUGCCGUAUCCGGUAAUUAUUGCCAUGGGUAUCUUGAAGAAGGCUGCAGCUAAAGUCAACAUUGAAUAUGGAUUGGACAAAAAACUAGCGGACGCUAUAAUGCAGGCUUGCGAUGAUGUGAUCUCUGGCAAAUUGUACCGUGAAGGUCAUUUCCCACUUGUUAUCUGGCAGACUGGUUCUGGUACUCAAAGUAACAUGAACACAAAUGAGGUAAUUGCUAACCGAGCCAUUCAAAUUCUCGGAGGAAAACUUGGCAGCAAAGAUCCCGUACAUCCAAAUGAUCAUGUGAACAAGUCCCAGAGUUCAAACGACACUUAUCCUACAGCUAUGCAUAUUGCAGUCGCUAUGGAACUAAGGGAUAGACUUAUGCCAGGAUUGGUUGUGUUGAGAGACACCCUAGCAGCAAAGUCUAAGGAAUUUGAUAAGAUCAUCAAGAUUGGCAGAACCCACCUGAUGGACGCCGUUCCCCUGACCCUUGGUCAGGAAUUCAGUGCGUAUGCGACUCAAUUAACUUAUGGCAUUGAACGAGUUUGCACCACCUUGCCGCGUCUUCACUACUUGGCUUUGGGCGGGACUGCAGUUGGAACUGGUCUAAACACCCGUAUUGGAUUCGCUGAGAAAUGUGCCAAGGAGAUUGCUAAUCUUACAGGUAUUCCAUUCGAGUCGGCUCCAAACAAGUUUGAGGCGCUCGCCUGCCACGAUGCAAUGGUAGAAGUCUCUGGAGCUCUGAACACAAUCGCUGUGUCAUUAAUGAAAAUCGUAAAUGACAUCCGUCUGCUGGCCUCUGGUCCCCGUUGUGGUCUCGCUGAACUGUUGCUCCCAGAAAACGAACCUGGAUCAUCUAUUAUGCCAGGCAAAGUCAAUCCCACCCAGUGCGAGGCGCUAACUAUGAUCGCCGCCCAGGUUAUGGGUAACCAUGUGGCGUGCACGGUUGGCGGUAGCAACGGACAUUUUGAGCUCAACGUGUUCAAGCCCAUGAUGGUAGCGAACGUCUUACGUUCCAUUAGAUUGCUGGGUGACGGCUGCCAAGCAUUCAACAAGAAUUGUGCAGUGGGUAUCCAGGCGAACACUGCUCAAAUUGACAAAAUCAUGAAGGAGUCUCUCAUGUUGGUUACAGCUCUCAAUCCUCAUAUAGGUUAUGAUAAGGCUGCCCAGAUAGCAAAGACAGCGCACAAAGAAGGUGGUACACUUAAGGACACAGCUAUUAAGCUAGGAAUCCUAACCGCUGAACAAUUUGACAAGUGGGUCCGACCAGAAGAUAUGUUGGGACCCAAGUAA
Leptosia nina is the source of this 1503-nucleotide messenger RNA. Lineage: Eukaryota; Metazoa; Arthropoda; Insecta; Lepidoptera; Pieridae. The record is from the annotation of a GenBank genome assembly.